AUGUCGGAGCUAUCCAGCUUUGUCAACGGCACUUGGGAGCCUGAUGGCGUCACUUUCUUCAUCAUUCAGGGCUUCGCCGGCCUUGGCGAGAAAAAGAUUAUCAUUUUUGUCAUCCUGCUUCUGGGUUACAUCGCCAUCUUGGGAGGAAACAGCAUGAUCAUUUUUGUGGCAUUGACUGAUCCAAAGCUCAACACUCCCAUGUAUUUCUUCCUUUACAACCUCGCCUUUGUGGACAUCGUCUACACCACCACCACCAUCCCCAAAAUGCUCUCCGGCCUCCUGACAGAUGUGAAUACCAUUUCCGUACUGGCCUGCUUCGUUCAGAUGCAUUUCUUCUUUAAGCUUUCAGUUACCGAAGUUGCCAUCCUGACUGUCAUGGCGUACGAUCGCUACGUGGCCAUCUGCAACCCUCUGCACUACACUGCUGUCAUGACUCGGACCGUCCGGCUGCUCCUCAUCACAGGAGCCUGGUGCUUCGGCACCUUCUGCACGCUACCAGCCACCUCUAUGACCUGGCAGCGGUCUUACUGCGGCCCAAAUGUAGUAAUACAUGCCUGGUGCGACCUGUCAUCUGUAAGGCGGCUGGUCUGCGGUGACACCAAGAUAGAUAACAUUGUAUCCAUUUUCUUUGCCAUACUGGCGCUACUGACCACAGGAGUCCUCAUCCUCACAUCCUAUGUCCUGAUUGGUGUUUCCAUAUCGAGGAUGGGUGUCGCUCAGAGGCUGAAGGCCUUCGGGACGUGUGCAGCCCACCUGACUGUGGUGUCCAUCUUUUACAGCUCUGCCUCAUUUGUUUACAUCUCGUACCGGGUGGGACGCUUUUCACCAGAGGAACGUAUCUUUGUGUCUGUGCUGUUCUCCGCUCUGACUCCUUUCCUAAACCCGAUGAUCUACAGUCUAAGGAACAAGGAGCUCCGAGAGUCCAUCAGGAGGACUCUGAGGAGGUUCAAAACUGCUGCUGUGUUACCCAAAAAGGACCUUUGCUAA
Molecule: messenger RNA, 987 nt
Organism: Sander lucioperca (pikeperch)
Lineage: Eukaryota; Metazoa; Chordata; Actinopteri; Perciformes; Percidae
Product: olfactory receptor 1052-like
Exons: 4
Coding region: 1-987 (328 amino acids)
Biological process (GO): G protein-coupled receptor signaling pathway
Cellular component (GO): membrane
Molecular function (GO): G protein-coupled receptor activity; olfactory receptor activity
Source: RefSeq, a predicted model, not a curated record